Messenger RNA from Oppia nitens, 2238 nucleotides. RefSeq names its product calnexin-like. Bases 179 to 2173 code for a protein of 664 amino acids. Gene Ontology annotation, cellular component: endoplasmic reticulum; endoplasmic reticulum membrane. Gene Ontology annotation, molecular function: calcium ion binding. Gene Ontology annotation, biological process: protein folding. The transcript is spliced from 6 exons. Lineage: Eukaryota; Metazoa; Arthropoda; Arachnida; Sarcoptiformes; Oppiidae. The record is from RefSeq and is a predicted model, not a curated record.
UUUUAGUUAACUAACUGACUGACAGUACAAACAGAUAUCUAUUAUUUUAAGUCAUAUAUUGAUUGUGUUGUUAUAAAUGUAUUGUUAGUUAAUAACAACAAUAAUAACUGUAAUAAUAAUAAUAAUCAUAUCAUUCAAGUCAUCACAUAUUGUGUGUGCAGUCAGUCAGUCAAAGACAAUGACCUACUAUUGGGUGAUAAUAAUGGCCAUCAUAUCAAUGAUGGCCAUCACCACCGGUGGUAUAGUCAUGGCCUCAGUGGACGAUAGCCGUGAAGAAGCCGGUGGUCAGUCGCCGCCGGCGGCGGCGGCGGCGGCAGUUGAUGGCAUCGGUGACACACCCGCCGCCACCGGAGCCGCAGCAGCCGUAGACUCGGAUGAUGUACUCUACGCGACGCCAAACAUCGACAACUACUACAUCUACGAACACUUUGACGAUCGGCAAGAUUUUGAUAGCCGAUGGCUACGGUCGGCGAUACCCAAACCGGACAGCAAUGAACAUAAAUAUGACGGCGAAUGGGCUAUAACUUCGACCACACAGUCGCUAAAAGGCGACUCGUGUCUGAUAGUCAAAAGUCGGGCCAAACAUCACGCCAUAAGCGCAAAGUUGGACAAAGUAUUCAAAUUUCACGAAAACAAACCGCUGGUCAUGCAAUACGAGGUACAGUUUCGUAACGGCCAGGAAUGUGGCGGCGCUUAUCUGAAACUAUUGUCGGCACCGAGUGGUGACCUCAAGAAGCUGAACGACGGCACACAAUACUCGAUAAUGUUCGGGCCGGACAAGUGCGGCAACGAAAUGAAAUUGCAUUUUAUUUUCCAACACCGUAACCCGAAAAACGGUAGCCUACAGGAAAAACAUUGGAAAAUGGCUUCAGGUGUCAACAAAAUUGAUGAACUAUUCAAAGAUAGUCGUUGGCAUCAGUUGCGGCUGGAAAUCGAUACGGAUAAUCAGUUUGAAAUAACAAUGGAUAAGACUAGCGUCGGUAAGGGUUCACUGUUGGAGGAUUUCCAGCCGCCGGUAAAUCCGCCGAAAUUUAUCGACGAUCCCAACGAUAGUAAACCCGAGAACUGGGAUGAAAGAGAACGUAUACCCGAUCCGGACGCAGUCAAACCCGACGAUUGGGACGAAAGUGAGCCGCGAAAGAUGGCCGAUCCGAAAGCGAAAAAACCUGAUGACUGGGACGAGGAUGAACCCGAAAUGAUACCCGAUUCGGAAGCCAAACAACCCGGCGAUUGGGAUACGGAAAUGGACGGCGAAUGGGAGGCACCSYUGAUUGCCAAUCCACAGUGCGCUAAGAUUGCCGGUUGCGGUAAAUGGUCGCAGCCGUUGAUCGACAAUCCCCAGUAUAAGGGCAAAUGGCGUGCGCCGAUGAUUGUCAAUCCGGCCUACAAAGGCAAAUGGGCGCCGAAAAAGAUAGCCAAUCCUGAUUUCUAUGAGGAUCCGAAUCCGUUUACUAAUUUGCUGCCAAUUGAUGCCGUGGCUUUUGAAUUGUGGACCAUUUCGGACGGCAUAGCCUUCGACAACAUACUGAUCACUGAUGACAAAGAUGUUGCCCAACAUAUAUCGUCGCUAACCUAUCAAAUCAAGAAAGAGUUGGCCGAUUCCGAAACGGAUAAUCUGAUUGUCAAAGCUGUCAAAUAUACUAACAAAUAUCCGUGGCUUUGGGCCGUCUAUAUCGUAGCCAUUGGUAUACCGGUUGUGCUGUUCAUAGCGUUCUGUUGUGUAUCGCCAGUCAAACGGGACGGCAAACCAUCGUCAGCGUCGACGACCGACGGUAAUGGCCACUCGUCCUCAGCAGAUACUACUGUCAACAGGCCGUCUACAAGUAGUGCCGCCGGCGGCGGCGCUUCUUCUACUAGAAGAAGUGGUGCCACUAUUGCUCAACAAACGACAACUAACAAGAAGACAGAUGAGCCGCAACCGGACGAUCCGAAUCUGACUAUUGUUGAAGAAGAUGACCAAAAGGUUGAUGACUAUGACGACGACGAAGAGGAAGAAGAAACUGAAGAACAAGAUAUCGAAGCUCAAGAAGAAGAAGAAGAUGACGACGAAGAGGAGGAAGAAGAAGAAGAGGAUGAAGACGACAACAACCAAGUGGUUGUUGAACAAGAAAUAGUUGAACCGCCGGUCCGGUCAUCGCCGCGAUUACGCAAAUCGCGCGCCCGAAAGGAAUAGGGAUUUUCAAAAAAUUAGUUUUUAAAUAAUUAAUUAAUUAAUUAAUUAAUAAUUUUUAACACAAA